Messenger RNA from Balaenoptera musculus (blue whale), 699 nucleotides. It is a transcript of the gene OAZ3, whose product is annotated as ornithine decarboxylase antizyme 3. Gene Ontology annotation, molecular function: ornithine decarboxylase inhibitor activity. Gene Ontology annotation, cellular component: cytoplasm; nucleus. NCBI's taxonomy places the organism in Eukaryota, Metazoa, Chordata, Mammalia, Artiodactyla, Balaenopteridae. The record is from RefSeq and is a predicted model, not a curated record. Gene Ontology annotation, biological process: positive regulation of protein catabolic process.
UGUAACAGGUCACGCCCCUCUAUCUACUCCCUUUCUUAUAUCAAGAGGGGAAAAACACGGAACUACCGCUACCCGAUCUGGUCACCAUACGCCUAUUACCUUUACUGUUACAAAUACCGGAUCACCCUCCGGGAGAAGAUGCUGCCUUGUUAUAAAAGCAUCACUUAUAAGGAACAGGAGGACUUGACACUCCGACCCCGUUGCUGCCUUCAGUGCUCCGAGUCCCUAGUAGGCCUUCAGGGGGGCAGAAGCAGCGAGCAGGGUGAUCAAGACCAGCUUAAAGAAUUGCAUUCGGCUGGGAACCUGACGGUGCUGGCUACUGACCCCCUGCUUCACCAGGACCCAGUGCAGUUAGACUUCCACUUCCGCCUCACCCCCCAGACCUCUGCCCAUUGGCACGGCCUUCUUUGUGACCACAGACUCUUCCUAGAUAUCCCAUACCGGGCCUUGGAUCAAGGCAGCCGGGAAAGUUUGACUGCAACACUGGAGUAUGUGGAGGAGAAGACCAAUGUGGAUUCUGUGCUUGUAAACUUCCAGAACAACCGCCAUGACAGAGGUGCCCUGCUACGGGCCUUCAGCUACAUGGGCUUUGAAGUGGUCAGACCAGAUCACCCGGCCCUUCCUCCCUGGAACAAUGUCAUCUUUAUGGUGUAUCCCCUUGAAAGGGACCUAAGCCACCUGCCCAGUGAACCUCCCUGA